Messenger RNA from Haliotis rubra (blacklip abalone), 1350 nucleotides. RefSeq names its product oxalate:formate antiporter-like. The record is from RefSeq and is a predicted model, not a curated record. NCBI's taxonomy places the organism in Eukaryota, Metazoa, Mollusca, Gastropoda, Lepetellida, Haliotidae. Gene Ontology annotation, molecular function: transmembrane transporter activity. The coding region runs from base 1 to 1350 and encodes 449 amino acids. The transcript has 10 exons. Gene Ontology annotation, biological process: transmembrane transport.
AUGUCAUGGAAGCAGAGAAACAAGGAGUUCGAAGAACGAGAAGAUGUCAUGGGAGCAGAGAAACAACGGAGUUCGAAGAACGAGAAGAUGUCAUGGGAGCAGAGAAACAAGGAGUUCGAAGAACGAGAAGAUGUCAUGGGGAGCAGAGAAACAAGGAGUUCGAAGCGACGAGAAGAUGUCAUGGGAGCAGAGAAACAACGGAUUGGAUUACCAAAGAUGGUGAAGAACAUCCGGGCAUUGCCCAUCCGGGGUGUGCUGACAGUUAUUGGCGGGUUCCUGAUACACUUUACCGUCGGUACCGGAAACAUCUUUGGCAACAUAAACCCCUAUCUGACGUCGUACAUCCGGGCUCGAAGUUCGUCCAUAAAUCAUUCUCUACCCCUUGCGGCCUUGACCCAUGGCGUCAUGCACGGUGCAGGGAUUUGUAUGGCGUACCCUGGAGCAGUGAAAACUGCACUCAAGUGGUUUCCCGGAAAAUCGGGUUUGGUGACAGGAAUUAUCCUGUGUGGUGUCGGUGUUGGCGCCAUCGUGUUCAACCAGGUCGUCACGGCCUUCAUCAACCCUGACAACCUCUCCCCUGAUGAAACAAUAAAAGAUGAUUUGUUCUUCACGCAGACUUCUCUUCUAGACAGGGUACCCUACUGUUUUCUUCUACUAGGAGGGGUCUGUACAAUAACGCAGCUCUUUGCUGUCGUGUUUCUCAUGAGCACGCCCACGGACACGCCCACGGACACGCCCACACAGGAAGGAAAUUCAGAAAAGGAAGUCAACAAGAGCCAUGCAGAAGACACGAAUCCAGAUGAAAAGCCCAAACAAGUUGGCUCCAUGACAUUGGACGCAUACAAACCACAUUCCGCCAGUAUCUCUGACAAUGACGACGAUCACUACACACCACGUCAGGUUCUACAGUCGAAGCUGUUCUACCUGUUGUGGCUAAUCAACAGCUGUGUGAUGCUCGGUAUUAUCCUCAUAAGCACCUUUUACAAGACAUUUUCCCAGACUUUCAUCAAAGAUGACCAUUUUCUGGCUCUGGCUGGCUCUGUGGGAUCGGCCUUUAAUGCUCUGGGGCGACCAUUCUGGGGAGCCGUGGGGGACAAGAUAGGCUACAGGGAAUCGCUCACCAUUGUGAUUGGAGUGUUUGGAACAGCAGGUGCGACCUUCACCUUGUGUGAAUAUGGCGGGAAAGCGAUGCUGAUGAUUUGGUUGUGUCUUUUAAAUGGCACAUACUCGGGAUUCUUGGCCCUCAUGCCUUCUCUGACAGUCUCUCUCUAUGGUCAGAAAUACUACAGCGUCAACUACGGCCUGCUCACCACCAGCCACGUGAGUCUGCGACAUCAUCUUCUUACUUGA